Messenger RNA from Triticum turgidum subsp. durum (durum wheat), 1104 nucleotides. The record is from the annotation of a GenBank genome assembly. NCBI's taxonomy places the organism in Eukaryota, Viridiplantae, Streptophyta, Magnoliopsida, Poales, Poaceae.
AUGCAAUCUGGGAUGGAACAAACAACAGGGGUAAGUGGUCAUGAACAUGUAAUUGAUAUUCCAAGGGAUAGCGGUCCUUCGGCCUCGGCAUCGCACAGUGUUGGUAGAGAGAACCAUGAAGAGUUGAAUCCUGUGGAUAGACCUACAACAAGAGCUGCAACGUCUGCCUUGCAGCCACCAGCAGCAAUAGGUCCUCCUCAUGCAGACAGUGCUUCAGGCACUAGGAGACGUGAUAACUAUGGUCGGCGACAUAGGAGCCCUUUGAACUCUGGACUAUGGAUUUCGGUUGAAGUUAUCGUUAACGUUAGCCAAAUUGUUGCUGCCAUUGUUGUGCUAUCCCUGUCAAGGAAGGAACAUCCACAAGCUCCAUUGUUUGAGUGGGUCAUAGGUUACACAAACAACUCGACUGAGCCCACUCCUGCAAGUGUAUCAGAACGACGAAGGAAUGCUGCACGAAAUGCAGUUCUGGCUAACCCAAGGAUUAAUGCACUUUUUGAUCACUUCAAGAUGGCCUUGGAUUGUUUCUUUGCCGUGUGGUUUGUUGUAGGAAAUGUGUGGAUAUUUGGUGGGCGUUCUUCGGCUGUUGAUGCUCCAAACUUGUACAGGUUAUGCAUCGUGUUCCUCACCUUCAGCUGUAUUGGGUAUGCCAUGCCUUUCAUCCUCUGCGCAAUGAUAUGCUGUUGUCUCCCCUGCAUUAUAUCUGUCAUGGGCUUCAGAGAAGACACAAACAAUACAAGAGGGGCCACUUCAGAAUCCAUCAAUACUUUGCCGACUUAUAAAUUCAAAACCAAGAAACGCCGCCAUGGUUCAGGUAACGAAGCCGAAGGCCAAGAGGGAGGUAUAGUGGCUGCAGGGACUGACAAGGAGCGAUCGCUUUCUGCUGAAGAUGCUGUUUGCUGCAUCUGCCUUGCCAAGUAUGCACACAACGAAGAGCUUCGUGAACUUCCCUGCACACACUGUUUCCACAAGGAAUGCGUGGACAAAUGGCUAAAGAUAAAUGCACUCUGCCCUCUGUGCAAAGCCGAGAUAGCAAGCUCAUCUGGCACGUCUGAUACUCGCCACAUUGACCAUACAGUACCGACGCAGGAGAUCGAAAUGCAUUAG